GGAGACUUUGCCCAGGCGUCACAGAACCUGUGGAUGGCGCUCAAGGCCCUCGGCCGCCCAUUGCCCACCUCCAACCUGGACUUGACCUGCAGCCUCUUGUGGAACCUGAUUCGACACGUCCUGCAGCGCCUUUGGGUGGGCCGGUGGCUGGCCGGACGUGCCGGGGGCUUCUUCCGCGACCGGGAGCUCAAGGCCGACGUGCGCAAGAGUGCCUGUGAUGCCGCUUUGGUCUACCACAAGCUGCACCAGCUGCACAUGACAGGGAAACACGUGGCCGGUCACUUGUCCGCCAUCAACAUGGCACUGAGCGCUGUGAAUUUGGCCGAAUGCGCCGGGAACACCAUCUCGGUGGCCACCUUGGCAGAGGUCUACGUGGCGGCCGCCUUGCGCGUCAAGGCCAGCCUCCAUCGCUGCUGCCAUUUCCUGGCG
Messenger RNA from Anolis sagrei ordinatus, 429 nucleotides. The record is from RefSeq and is a predicted model, not a curated record. NCBI's taxonomy places the organism in Eukaryota, Metazoa, Chordata, Lepidosauria, Squamata, Anolidae.